UGAUACAGCCAUUUCCGGUAACGACGACGGUGGACGAUUUUCCCAAAUCACAUACAGUAGCCAGUUGAAAUCGUCCUUUUUCAGAACCUUCCUACUUGAUCAAGUGAUUUCAAAACAGCCAAGAUGUCGGAAAGAAAAGUUCUAAAUAAAUACUACCCUCCAGAUUUUGACCCAUCAGCUAUUCCCAAGAUGAGGUUUUCUAAGAAUCGGACAUUUAACAUCCGUAUCAUGGCCCCCUUCAAUAUGAGGUGCAAUACAUGUGGUGGCUAUAUAUACAAAGGAAAGAAGUUCAAUUCAAGGAAGGAAAAUGUGGAUGAAGAAUUCUACCUAGGCCUGCGUAUCUUCAGGUUCUACAUUAAAUGUCCAACCUGUGUAGCAGAAAUAGCAUUUAAGACAGACCUAAAAAAUACAGACUAUACACUGGAAGCAGGAGCUACUCGACUUUUUGAGGCGGAGAAACUGGCUAAAGAAAUGGCCGAGAGGGAGAUCAAGGAAAAAGAAGAGGAAGAACUGAACAACCCAAUGAAGAUCCUGGAAAACAGAACAAAAGCCUCCCGGAAUGAGAUAGAGACUAUUGACAUCCUGGAGGAGCUGCGGGAGCUGAGUGCCCGCCAAGCGACUGUCAAAACGGAGACCAUGCUGCAGCAGCAUCGCGAGUAUGAACAAUAUUUACAAAAACUUCAGGAAGAGGAAGAGGAAAAGGAGAUCAGGUCCAUUUUUGGGGAGAGAGAGAAUGGGAAAAUUUUGAAGAGGAUAAAGGACAAUGAUGAUGAUGAUGAAGAUGAACCGAAGACCAAGAAAGUAGUAUUUCCGCCCAAGCCUACUGAUAUUUUGUCUACUGAGAUGCCAGCUACAAAUGAGACCAAGAAACAUGAGAAAAAGCCUACAGCAAGCUGGCAGAGAAGUGUUGGAGGGUUGUCUAGCAAAGGUGGUCUUAAAAAUCUUGUGAAGAAAAAACAGCCAAAGACAUCUUGUGAUAUAAAGGUGACUCCUAAACCUCCAGGUACUGAAAACGCUGCUAGUAGUACAGACAAUGUAGCUGGUAACUUAACAAAUCUGUCACAUCCAGCAUUGAGGGAAGACAAGCAACAAAACACUGAAAAUGUUACUAGAGAUAUAGCUACAGAGUCUGUGGCUGGUGUCCGUCCGUCUGAGGACAAGGAGGAAACAAAGACUGAAACUAAUGGACCAACACCUUCAUCAUCUACAACCUCUACAACCUCAUCUGAUCCGGCACCGUCAGGUCAGAUAGUAUCCUCAUCACGUGGACUGUUAGGGCUUGGCUAUUCAGACAGUGAUGAGUCCGAUGAUUAGGAUGUGAUAAUCAAUAAAUGCUAAUACAUCAUGCACUAUCUUUUAGUUGAAAACUUUUAAUGUAGAACAGCAAAAAUUCAGUCCAAUCCAAAAAAGGGGAAGGAGAGUUUAGUUUUAACAUUAACUAAAUAUCUGGAAUGUAUAAUUCAAGUUAAGUUUAAGUUUGGUGUCAAAUACCAAUUUCAGGGCCCUUUCUGAUGUGUUUUAGUUUUGAUUUAUCUGGUACAAAUGUCGUUUCCUAGAAGAUCAGCCUUGAUGUGUAAUCUAAUCUGUUUAGUUUACUGUUGAAAGCUUUCUGUGAACAAAAUGAUAAGGAAGACAUACAUGAUUUCCUUUAAAAACUGUUCAGAUGUUUUAACCUAUAAUUCUUUGACUAUGCAAUUGGUUGUUUGUAUUGAUAUCAGUUACAUAAAUACCCACAUGUCCAGAAUGAUAGGUCCUGUAAAUGGCGAGGAAUGUGUACGAGUGAAGUAAUUAGUGUUGACAAUGGCGAGGAAUGUGUACGAGUGAAGUAAUUAGUGUUGACAAUGGCGAGGAAUGUGUACGAGUGAAGUAAUUAGUGUUGACAAAAGGAGGGUGUUUGGUACCCGGCCUUCUGUUGGAGUUAAACUCUGUACAGAUAGAGUCAGAGAUGUGUACACAUUCAUACAUGUAUAAACUGUAUACAGAAGUUAUAUUUAUGAAUAAAAAAUGAAUAGAU
Messenger RNA from Pecten maximus, 2014 nucleotides. Its product is annotated as splicing factor YJU2-like. NCBI's taxonomy places the organism in Eukaryota, Metazoa, Mollusca, Bivalvia, Pectinida, Pectinidae. The transcript is spliced from 7 exons. The record is from RefSeq and is a predicted model, not a curated record. Gene Ontology annotation, biological process: mRNA splicing, via spliceosome. Gene Ontology annotation, cellular component: U2-type catalytic step 1 spliceosome. The coding region runs from base 124 to 1314 and encodes 396 amino acids.